AAAAACCCUAAAAAAUUUUUUUUUUUUUCUUUCUUCUUUCCCCCCACAAUUAAAGAAGACCUAUAGCUCGAAAUAUAUAUAUAUAUAUCUUUUAUUUCUUUUCCUUUACACGUAUAUAUUAUUUAUUGUAUUAUUAUUAUCCUUAUUAUUAUAUUAUAUAUAUUAUCCAUUAUUAUUUUUUUUUCUUCUUUUUUGUUUGUACUUUUAUAUAAAUAUAGAAUAAACUUAUUUUUUUUUCGUCCAGUUCAUUGAAUAAAUAGAAGUUACCUUUUCGGUCUUGAAAAUAUUUUAGAGUUUCUUUGUGGUUAAUAACAAGGAAAAAAAAAUUAUCAAAAGAUUCUAUUAAACAACCAAAGAUAUUUUUUAUACUUUAGAUUUUAUAAUUAAUUACUUUAAUUUUUUUCGAUACAACAAUAUAAAUCAAGUAACACCUAAUUUCACCAAAAGAACAUUUCGACAUAAUGCCUUUCCUUAGUAAGUUAAAGAGUGUUUUCUGCUGCAACACCAACAAGUAUAUACUUGACGACGACGACGAUGAUGUUGCUUCCAUCAUUGAACGCUGCACCAUGAGUCAACAAGAGGAGGAGGAAGUUUCGGAGAAACCAUUAUUAAAUGACUUUGAAAAUAAGUUCGAUUCUCCUACAACAAGACCUUUCUAUCAAACCAACCAAGUCAUUGUAAAGUCCGUAUUAAGGAAGAAGAGAAAUGCUUCCGUCUCCUCUACAAAAAGUCAUUCACCAAGAAGAAGGUAUAAUAUUCUACUCUUCGGGGAUAAUUUAACAGCUGGUUGGGUAAAAAAUGAAGAUGGUUAUGGUACAUAUCAUCCAUACGGAUUGAGAGUACAAAAAAGGUUCGAAGAUGAAGGUUUAGAUGUAGAAGUUACAGUGAGUGGUGUUCCCGGUGAAUGUGUCGUUCAAUCUAUGGAAGAACGAUUAAAACAUGAAUUAGAACAACCCGGCAAAUGGUACGACUGGGUAGUCAUUCUUGGAGGCACUAAUGAUGUGAUUAACGGAUAUUCCGCCUGGGAUAUUUAUGAUGGACUUAAAAAAUUGUACGCAUUAUGCUCGAAACAUGGCGCAAGAAUUUUAGGAGUAACAGUUCCGGAAUUUGAUUGGGACUUGGUCAAUCAUUUAGAUUAUCAGCGUCGUAUUGUAAAUGAACACCUUAACGUUUACAAUAAUAGCACCACGAGGAACGCAUUCACACUCUUCUUGUUAGACAGAUUCUUCCCAAUGCAAUCUUUAACAACGGAACAACGAAGAAUCUUUUGGGAUUAUGAUGGUGUACACCCAACCGAGGAAGGGUAUGAUCUCAUGGGAGAUAUGAUCUUCGACCUUUUACUUAAAGAAGGAUCAUGGGAUUAAAUUGCAUUGCCAUAUGGGAGACAAUAUUUUUGAGCAACAAUAUAUCGUUCUUAUAUAUAAACAUAAAAACUUUCUUUUUUGGUUUUGCUCAAUCUUUGGCCUUUUUUUUCUUACAUACUAGAUCUAUAUUCAAAAAAAAAAAAAAAAAAAUUCGAAUCAAUUUUGAUGAUGACUUUCAUCAUGUUGAUUUGAGUUUUUUUUUUUUAUUUUACUUCUCUUAUCGUCUCCCUUUUUUCUUUAAAUAACGAUAAUGAUUUGAUAUCAAAUCGAAACUCGGAGUAAAGGGAGUUUCACUUCCCACACAUUAAUUUUUCUUCGUUGCUCUUCUCUUAUAUAUAGAAGUGGGAAGUUAGAAAAAAUUGAUGUCACAAAAAAAUUUAUAUUAUAGAAUUUGGGUUUCAUAGUUGUAGAUUAUAUUAUUGGGUAUAAAUAUUGGGAAAUUGUUGACAUCAAAAAAAAAAAAAAA
Molecule: messenger RNA, 1830 nt
Organism: Rhizophagus irregularis DAOM 181602=DAOM 197198
Lineage: Eukaryota; Fungi; Glomeromycota; Glomeromycetes; Glomerales; Glomeraceae
Molecular function (GO): phosphatidylcholine lysophospholipase A1 activity
Source: RefSeq, a predicted model, not a curated record